Molecule: messenger RNA, 762 nt
Organism: Echinostoma caproni
Lineage: Eukaryota; Metazoa; Platyhelminthes; Trematoda; Plagiorchiida; Echinostomatidae
Source: the annotation of a GenBank genome assembly
AUGCCAUUGAUUAUGGACUUACGAAACCCGGCAAUGCGACCAAGACAUUGGGCUCAAUUGAAGACUGAGAUGAACAAACAGUUUGAUGAGAACUCAAAAGAGUUCACUUUGGAAAGAAUCGUCCAGUUGGGUUUCGAACAAUAUGCGGAUCUUGUGCAUGAAAUAUCUGGCGCAGCAUCCAAAGAAUUGGCUAUCGAGCACACUUUGGACAAUAUGGAACGCUCGUGGCAAAACAAUGAGUUGGAUAUGAUACCAUUCAAGGAGAAAAACACAUAUAAGAUACGUUCGGCAGAAGAUGUUUUCCAAGCGCUUGAAGAUAAUCAGGUACAACUCUCAACCAUGAAGGCUUCGCGCUUCGUGAAACCAUUCGAACUGUUGGUCGAUCGAUGGGAACGACUGCUGUCUCACAUUAUGGAAACGGUAGAACAAUUGCUCCAUGUACAGCGGCAGUAUUUAUAUUUGGAAACCAUCUUUCUCGGUGAGGAUAUUCGCAAACAGUUGCCCAAAGAGUCGUCCGCGUUUGACACAAUCAAUCAGGAUUGGCAGUCUAUCACUGCAUUCCUCUACGAGACAAGAAAUACCCGAGCUUGUGCCACUAAACCCGGUGAGUUGAUCAACUGUGAAACUACCAAGAGAGAGAAAUUACCAUUCACAAUUCAUAGCGAGCUGUUCUGGUCCCUUAGCGAGUUACUGAAUACAAAUGAUGUACUGUCCCAAGUUCAAUAUGAAGUUGUCUACUCUGGUAUUGUGCUAUCAUUCUGA